Messenger RNA from Pseudopipra pipra, 858 nucleotides. It is a transcript of the gene IL15, whose product is annotated as interleukin 15. NCBI's taxonomy places the organism in Eukaryota, Metazoa, Chordata, Aves, Passeriformes, Pipridae. The record is from RefSeq and is a predicted model, not a curated record. Gene Ontology annotation, molecular function: cytokine receptor binding; cytokine activity. Gene Ontology annotation, cellular component: extracellular region. Gene Ontology annotation, biological process: immune response; neutrophil activation; positive regulation of tyrosine phosphorylation of STAT protein.
UCUCAUGUUUGCACGACUGCUUAAAAAGGGACAUUCUCACCCUGCAUUGACGCAGAGUAUAAGGAGUGCGAGUGGCUGCUUUUCUGGAGGCACAGAUAGAGAGUCAUGUGAGAGAACGAGGAGACCCUGGAGAGCAUGAAAUUGUUCCACAAUGUAAUUUCCUGAUCCAGAUUCUAUGUUUCUCUUCUGAGUGAUGAUCCAGCAGGCAGGACGCUGGGGAUGGCACGGCCAGUACAAAACUGCUGGAGCACUGAACAGGCUGGAGACUCAGAAAAUACACCUGAAAAGUAUUUGUCUGCAGUAUCAGCUGUGUCUUCUUCUGAACAGCCAUUUCUUUUGCCUUUUAAAGAAUGGGAUGGGACUAAUCAUCUUAUGUGCUUAUGUACCAAAGACAGAAGCAGGUCAUUGCAAGUGGGCAGAAGUUCUGAAAGACUUGGAGAAGAUCAAGACAUCCAAAGACAUUGAUGUCAGUUUAUAUACUGCAAACACAGAUGAGGAUGAAGAAUGCCAAGAACCUGUAAUGAGAUGCUUUUUCUUAGAGACAGAAGUGAUUAUUCAAGAAUGUCGUAUCAAAAAUUGUAGUGAAACACAGGAUGUAGUGAACAUAUGGAAAAAUGGAAAUGCAAGCUUAGAAAAUAAAAAGUUGAAUUCCACAACAUCAGCAAAAUGCAAAGAAUGUGAAGAAUAUGAAGAAAAAAGUUUUACAGAAUUUAUACAGAGUUUUGAAAAGGUUAUACAGAGGGACUGCAAACACUGACCAAAAGACACAAGUUGGGAAACAAGAUUCUUCCAUGAACAUUCUCAGAGAAAUUAGAUUAUCACCAACAAUAAACUGGAAAAAGAACAUCAUUUACAAUA